Haplochromis burtoni (Burton's mouthbrooder) is the source of this 1431-nucleotide messenger RNA. RefSeq names its product CDP-diacylglycerol--inositol 3-phosphatidyltransferase (phosphatidylinositol synthase) (gene cdipt). The record is from RefSeq and is a predicted model, not a curated record. The transcript is spliced from 6 exons. Gene Ontology annotation, biological process: phosphatidylinositol biosynthetic process. NCBI's taxonomy places the organism in Eukaryota, Metazoa, Chordata, Actinopteri, Cichliformes, Cichlidae. Bases 145 to 783 code for a protein of 212 amino acids. Gene Ontology annotation, cellular component: membrane; Golgi apparatus. Gene Ontology annotation, molecular function: CDP-diacylglycerol-inositol 3-phosphatidyltransferase activity.
GUAACCUUGUUGUUUCCGGUGAAGAGCCCUUUGGGUGACAGGAAGUGACCUUUUCAAAUAGUCGCCUGCAGUUUCCUUCAAAGACCCUGUUGCGGAUAAAAACGCAGAACAGGCGCUCCGUUUGUCGCACAAACUGCCGCAGACAUGGAGACGGAGAACAUUUUCCUCUUCGUUCCUAAUUUAAUCGGUUAUGCCCGGGUGGUGCUGGCCCUGAUCUCCUUCUUCCUGAUGCCCUGCUGCCCGUGGCCGGCCGUCUUCUGCUACCUGCUCAGCGCUCUGCUGGAUGCCUUUGACGGCCAUGCAGCGCGAGCGCUCAAUCAGUCCACUAAGUUCGGCGCCAUGUUGGACAUGCUGACUGACCGCUGCGCCACCAUGUGUCUGCUGGUCAACCUAUCCCUGCUCUACCCCUCCUACGCCUUCCUGUUCCAGCUCAGCAUGUGUCUGGACAUCGCCAGCCACUGGCUGCACCUGCACAGCUCGACUGUAAAGGGAUCAGCGAGCCAUAAAACCAUCGACCUCUCUGGGAACGCCAUCCUACGCCUCUACUACACCUCCAAGCCAGUCCUGUUUGUGAUGUGCGCCGGGAACGAGCUCUUCUUCUGCUUGCUCUACCUUCUCUAUCACAUCGAGGAGCCGGCAGGCUGGCUCUACUGGCUGCAGGGGCUCUGUGGGAUCAUCUGCCUGCUCAAGUCCGGCAUCAGUGUCCUGCACCUCAUCACCGCCUCCAAGAACAUGGCCGCCAUUGAUGCCGCCGAGCGGGAGAAGGCCUUGAAGAUGAAGUAAGAGGUCACGGGGAGGCGGCGAGAGCUGCAUCAGCAUCAGCAGAUCCGUUGCGGUUUCACUUAUUGUUGUUUUCUUAAAGGGAAAGUUUGUCAGACCGACACGGAUUCUGACCAAAUAUGGAGAAAAAUAUUCCAAAUCCACGGCGCAGCCUUUAAAUCACAACAUAAGCUCAUAAUGCAAACUUAAAGGACGACACGCAUGGUUACAUGUAUGAUAAACGGACAGGUCCCCGGUUACCGCUCUCCUGUUUUAUUACGCUAACGUGAGAGGCGUGUCCGUCGGUGAUGAGAGCGAGAGCUAACGCAGGUGUUCUUUAUUUUUCCGUUAAAGCUGAAACGAGCCGACAAUUCGUAUCAGAUUUAUCGAUUACACCUAAUCAAAUGUUGCUCAUUCUCACUGCCACGCUUUCUCAGUUUUACAUCAUAGCAAUAAUUUAAAAAAAACAUCUGAACGCUUUAAAAAAACAACAACAAAUUUUUAAAUUAAAUAUUUAAGUUUGAACAGACAAAUACGGAGGACCAAAAGUCAAAAAGGAAUUUAAAAAUCACUAAAAGAAUAAGAAGUAAUGUUAAUAAUGACUGUAGGCAGGAAAAAUAAUGUUGCUGUUAUCUGCUAAUGUGUUUAUACAUCCAUCAACAUUUAAAUCUA